This is a messenger RNA of Purpureocillium takamizusanense, 2891 nucleotides long. RefSeq lists its product as uncharacterized. The record is from RefSeq and is a predicted model, not a curated record. Gene Ontology annotation, molecular function: arylsulfatase activity. The transcript has a single exon. The coding region runs from base 209 to 2761 and encodes 850 amino acids. Lineage: Eukaryota; Fungi; Ascomycota; Sordariomycetes; Hypocreales; Ophiocordycipitaceae.
GCCGCAUCUUGGUCUUUUUGUCUCUCUCUCUCUUGCCCGCUCCUUUGUUGUGCUCGCGUGGGUUAUGGCUGAGGGUGCUGUUUUCGUGUUGCUAUAACACCGAGAUCAAGGACCUCUCACGGCCCUCCCCUUCACCGAACUCCCACUUCCCGUGCUUGAUCUCACCGGCGGUCCGCUUCAACACCCGGCCGCCCCCCCCCCCCUUGCGAUGGGGCCGACACGCAUUGUCAGCGCAGCGGCCUCCGUGCCAUUCGCUAUCCGGAGGUUCAUGCUCGCCAUAUUACCGCGUCUCAUCAACCGUCGCUUCGCCUUUGCGCUCGCCGCCGUCGCGAUCCUCGUCUCCAAAGUAACCCACGUUUACUUCCACCUCGAUGCCAUCCCGAGCCGAGACCUCGUACGAUGGGGGAGCUCCUUUUUCAUCCAAGAUACCCUCGCUCUAAUACUUCUCCGCGUGUUCAUCGACGGUCAAGCUGUUGCAUCGAUCGCGGCGUCAUUCUUCAUCAGCUUCGUGGUGCUCUUGGCAUUCAUCAGUCUCACCUUUGCCACCACCGCGGGUUCGGAGCUUCAGUGGCGCAAUGUCACCCUGGCCGGUGACUCGUCUUCGUGGGGGAUGAUGGUGACUGGGCUGGUGUCCGCUGCUCUCGUCCUUGCGGGCUUGCUGGUGCUGGCUGCCGUCUUCCAAGCCGUGUUCUAUACCGCCGCUGGGAUCGCACUUGAUAUGUUCAAGUGGCUGGGAUCGCUUCUUUUCAGCAGAUGCUCGACCAACCCCGUGGAAAUCCCCUCGACGCCCGAGUACAAAUACCUACCUCAGAAAGACCUUGAGAGUUCGGCCGAGUACCUCGACCAGCCUGAUGAUGGUUGGGAGAGCAGCUCUCAGGAUGCAACUCUAGGGCCCGCGAGAUCUCCGCGGUUGCUGUACGUCAUUGUCGGCGUUGGCAUCUUCGCGCAAAUCUUUACGACCCUCCUACGCCCAGACGACAGCUCGCUCGUCUACUUAUCGUGGACACUACCGCUCAUGCCAUUUGUCGACUUUGCUCACUCGUCGUCCUCGCUGUCCAGCCUCCUGGCGUCGUCAAGCAAUGUCAAUGGCACGUUGGACAAUGCCACGGCUUUGGCCAAGCCCAUUCAGUUCCCUUGGUUGCCCAAGGACACGCCUCUGAAAGGGUUUGAGGAUUGGUAUACAGAGGGAAGCGAACAUUAUUCGGCGCAAGAGGACCCGCUCAAGAUCUCCAACCUCGACGACCCGCUUCUCCCGGCACUCCGCGAUAUCAACCUUGGCGAUGUGCCAAUCCGCCAUGUCAUGUUGAUUAAGCUGGAGAGCACCAGAAAGGACGUGUUUCCGAUCAAGAAAGGCGGGAUGCCUUAUACGCGUCUCGCUGGCUCACAUAAGAACAAGACAAUGCCGGAGGCCGCGCACAGACUCCUCGCGAACCUCACUCCUGCCGCCAAAUUCCUCACCGGCGACCACGACGACGGCUUCGAGGGCAACGACACCAAGCCCGAGCCGAGUAAGAGGCGAGGAGGUAUAAAUGCCAACAACGCCUUUACAACAAGCACAUAUACUUUGAAGAGUCUGGCAGGCACGCUUUGUGGAUUGAGUCCUCUCGUGGCCGAUUUCAACCUUGAGCAUGCCCACCACGUUUAUCAACCUUGCCUACCGCAUAUCUUUGGCGCUUUCAAUAGCUUAGAUCACUCUCGAGACCCGAAAGCUAAGAGCGGUGCCUUUACUCCCUAUAAAUGGCGGUCGAGCUUUAUGCAAUCCGUCACUUUCCGCUACGAUAAGCAGGACAAGCUCAUGCCCAAGCUAGGCUACGCGGACGAGAACCUUCUUGACUGGUGGUAUCUCAAAGGCACGCCCAAGUUCGGCCCCGUCAACAUUUCGGACGUCAACUACUAUGGCAUGCCUGAAGUGGCUAUUGAGGACUAUAUCCGCGAUGCCUUUGAUGAGGCGAAAAAGAAUAAUGAACGGGUUUUUCUAUCUCAUCUGACAAGCACGACGCAUCACGCUUUUGGAAUCCCAGAGGAAGAGGAAUACGUGUCCCUAACUGAAGACAAAGAUCUGAACGACUUGUCUCACUAUCUCAACGCGGUCGGGUACGUGGACCGAUGGUUACAGAAGAUUCUCGGUAUUCUCGAUGAGAAAGGUGUUGCCAACGAGACGCUUUUGGUAUUGGUGGGCGACCAUGGCCUUUCAAUCGCCGAAAGAGGCACCAUCACUCCAUACAGCAACCCGCACGUCGCCAACUACCACGUCCCCCUCGUUCUAUCGCAUCCGAAGCUGCCGCAGAUCAAUAUCGAUGACGCAGUCCACUCCAGCCAGAUACUUCCAACGAUCCUCGACCUCCUCGUCGAAACCGGGUCACUAUCAAAGUCGGACACCAAGGCAGCCCGCGACCUGGCCCGCAAUUACGAGGGCCAAUCCCUGCUCCGCCCGCUGCGCAAGUAUUCCGAACGCAACUCCCAGGGGGCGUGGCAGAUCACGGUCAUGAACCCGGGCGGCUCAACGUUGGCCGUUCGCGAUGCUCGCCAACCAGACUGGAGGCUCAUCGUUCCCGUGUUCGGAAACUACGAGUGGCGGUUUACCGACCUAGCCGAUGACCCGCACGAGGAGCACCCGAUUUCCUCAUUUGAUCUGAAAGCGCUCAUGCGCGUUCUGGGAAGCGAAAACGGGACCGACACGUCCCGGUGGGUAGAGGAAGCCGCUGUGGUUACACGGUGGUGGGCCGACGAGAAUUACAAGAGGUGGCGGUUCCAUGCGUAGACGACGAUCGCAACGCUGAUGACAUGGGGCGCCUCAACGCUGCAGACUGGAGUUCAGGAGCCGUGGUUAUUUGUACAAAGGCGCUUGGCCUGCUGUAUUGACAACAUCCCAUUAAUAUAUUUCCAACAAC